Messenger RNA from Aspergillus chevalieri, 1065 nucleotides. It is a transcript of the gene aah1, whose product is annotated as adenosine deaminase. The transcript has a single exon. The record is from RefSeq and is a predicted model, not a curated record. Gene Ontology annotation, cellular component: nucleus; cytosol. Gene Ontology annotation, biological process: adenine catabolic process; hypoxanthine salvage; purine ribonucleoside monophosphate biosynthetic process. Bases 1 to 1065 code for a protein of 354 amino acids. Gene Ontology annotation, molecular function: adenine deaminase activity. Lineage: Eukaryota; Fungi; Ascomycota; Eurotiomycetes; Eurotiales; Aspergillaceae.
AUGUGCCAAACCAAGCUGCACGAGUUCCUUCAGGGCCUCCCCAAAUGCGAGCACCACCUUCACCUCGAGGGCUGCAUGACACCCCAACUGAUCUUCCAACUGGCUGAGAGGAACGGUGUGAAACUGCCAGACCCCGAAACCAACCCAGCCUACGAAUCCAUUGAGACUCUGACACGCCGCUACGGCCAUUUCACAUCCCUCGAUGACUUCCUCAGCUUUUACUUCCAGGGCAUGUCAGUGCUCCUGCACGAGUCCGACUUUACGGAUCUCGCGUUCGCCUACUUCAAAAAAGCUCACGAAGACGGCGUCCACCACGCAGAGGUCUUCUUCGACCCCCAGGUCCACCAGCAGCGCGGCAUCGCAUACGAAACUAUCGUCUCAGGCUUCGUGGCAGGAUGCAAAAGAGCUGAGCAGGAACUGGGCCUGUCAACCCGACUGAUCAUGUGUUUUGUGCGCCAUCUCCCCGUCGACUCUGCGCAGAGAUUGUACGAGGAAGCUCUUGCGAAUAACCAUUUUGAAGAUGGAACGCUACAUGGCCUCGGCUGGUCGAGCAGCGAAGUCGGUCCGCCAAAGGACAUGUAUCGGGAGCAAUACGCAUCUGCAUCUGCGAAGGGCAUCCCGCUAACCGCGCACGCGGGUGAAGAAGGCGAUCCGACAUACAUCAGCACGGCGUUGGAACUGGGGGCGCAGCGGAUCGAUCAUGGAAUUCGGUUAGUAGAGGAUCCCGAGCUAAUGGAGCGGAUUGUGCGCGAGGAGAUUCUGUUGACUGUGUGUCCUUUGUCGAAUGUGCGGUUGCGCUGUGUGAAUGCACUGGAUGAGGUGCCGAUUCGGAAGUUCUUGGAUGCGGGCGUCAAGUUCUCGAUUAACAGUGACGAUCCGGCGUACUUUGGGGGGUAUAUUCUGAAUAACUACUGUGCUGUGCAGGAGGCGUUUCAGUUGACGUUCAGGGAGUGGAGGGCUAUUGCUGAGAAUAGUGUGAGUAAGAGUUGGAUUCCGGAAGAGAGGAAGCAGGAAUUGUUAAGGCGGAUUGAUGAGCAUGUCCGGAAGUAUGAUGCUGAGUUAUGA